This is a messenger RNA of Epinephelus moara (kelp grouper), 3259 nucleotides long. RefSeq lists its product as uncharacterized. Gene Ontology annotation, biological process: toll-like receptor signaling pathway; immune response; inflammatory response. NCBI's taxonomy places the organism in Eukaryota, Metazoa, Chordata, Actinopteri, Perciformes, Serranidae. The record is from RefSeq and is a predicted model, not a curated record. The coding region runs from base 623 to 1897 and encodes 424 amino acids. Gene Ontology annotation, cellular component: membrane. The transcript is spliced from 3 exons. Gene Ontology annotation, molecular function: transmembrane signaling receptor activity.
UGUUAGGGAGAUGCAGAGAGCUACAGGCCAGGCAAACAUAAUCCUCUGUGAGGAGAAGGUGUUAAUGGGCUGUUGCUCAAAUUCAAAAAUCUACCUGGUGUAUGUUUCUCUGGAUGGUUGCAAACAAGAGUUUGCAGAGACAUUUUCUGAGCAGGAGGGUGCUGAGGAGAUGUUUCAAAGAGCUCUGAUCUUCUUCUUAUCAGGUUACACCUGCUGCCUUGCUAAAAGACACUUUCCCUUUCCCCAGCCCAGCUCCACUGGUCACCUGGAGGGAGGGGUGUGUUUCUGUCAGUACGUCUCUCAGCAGCUGAGUGCAGAUCAGUGGGAAUAGCAGUGUCCACAUGUGUGUCUCUAUCAUCUGAUAAAAACUUGCCCAGUCAACACAAACCAUUUGGACUAAUGAGUCACUGAGAGCCAUUAAAGGCACAGUUACUUUAUGUAUUUUAGAAGCCCCUUGGACAUCAGAACAGAUGCUGUCCCUUUAAAAAAUCUAAAGCAGAACAGUGAGGAUGUGUUUCAUUCUGUUUCCUCAAUUUACUUUCCAUUCUUGCUCACAGUGCGAUCACUCUUCAUUUUAUUUGCUUGAGUUUACUCUAUCAUAAACAGUUUCUUUUUUUAGAUAAUGGAUCCAAUGAAUUCACUUGAGACUGCAGACACUCAGUCACAGCCUGCUGUCCCACUGUCUCCCUUAGUAUGUGUUCCUCCCACCCUGAGAGAUGGUGAGUGUUACCAUGUCUUCAUCAGCUACAGCAGCACUGACUACCAGUGGACCCACUCCCUCAUCAACCAGCUGGAGUCCUGCGGCCUGCAGGUGUGCUACCAUGAGCGUGACUUCACUCCCGGCCGCACCGUGUUGGAAAACAUGUCCGACUGCAUCCAGGAGAGCCAGAAGGUGCUGCUGGUUCUCAGCCCAGAGUUUGUGAGGAGCCGCUGGUGUCUCCUGGAGGCCAACAUGUCUCUGUUCAGAGACUGUCUGGAGAGGAAACCCAUGGUCCCAGUGCUGCUGGAGCCAGGAGUCUCUGUUCCUCUCCACCUCUGCCACCUCACCUACCUGGAGGCCAGCGACCCCGACUUUAAGAAUAAGCUGCUCAAGGUGCUCUGCACCCCCAACCAGCAGCUUCAAGGGUCCACUGUGAUGCCCUUCCAGCCUCCCUCUAUCUACAAUGGGAAGGCCCUGCAGCCUCUGACUGCUGUCAAUGAGGAGAGACUCAACAAAUGGGACUGUGGUCAGUUCAGUGACAUGGAGGUGCCAGAUCAACUGCGUCUGAUCAUCGAGGACCAAGAGAAAUACAGAGAGGCUGUGAGGAUUAUCAACACUGUCUCUCAUAAUAAAGUGUGGUUGCACCCACUCUGGCUUAGAGUACUGAUCUACAUUGCAGGUGUAACAUUUUUUUUACUUUUGGUAGUAUAUUUUAUAUAUAUGACAGCUUUAUUUACUUUGUUCCACGAUUUCCAAGUCAGAUACACUACAGGACAAUGCGUGUUCAUUAUUGCUAGUUUCUUCUGUGUUCCAAUUGGGUUGAUUAUUCACAUUGGUCUCUGGAUGAAUGAUGAUGAGAAGUACAUCAUGAGAGAAAUGCAGAGAGCUAUAGGCCAGGCAAACAUAACCCUCUGUGAGGAGAAGGUGUUAAUGGGCUGUUGCUCAAAUUCAAAAAUCUACCUGGUGUAUGUUUCUCUGGACGGUUGCAAACAAGAGUUUGCAGAGACAUUUUCUGAGCAGGAGGGUGCUGAGGAGAUGUUUCAAAGAGCUCUGAUCUUCUUCUCAUCAGGUUACACCUGCUGCCUUGCUAAAAGACACUUUCCCUUUCCCCAGCCCAGCUCCACUGGUCACCUGGAGGGAGGGGUGUGUUUCUGUCAGUAUGUCUCUCAGCAGCUGAGUGCAGAUCAGUGGGAAUAGAAGUGUUCAGGUUUGGCUUUAGUAUCUGAUGUUUGAUAAAACAUGAAAAUUCUCGACUGAUCCAGCCACUGAGAGCCAUUUAAAGGCAGUUACUUUAUUCAUGAGAACGAAGAAGAACGCUGUCAUUUUGGAAACCUGAAGCAGAAAAGUGAGAGUGUUUUUUUCUUUGUUUCCUGACUUGUUCGUGCACCCAGUGCAAUCACUCUUCAUUAUAUUUGCUUGAUUUUACUGUAUCAUGAACAGGUAAGAAGGUACAUUACAGUGUACUGUUUGUUGUCCUAUUAGUGUGAUUAUAGUUUUCAUUUCAUUCAGUCCGCACUGAUGUGCAGCCAUGCCAAUAAACCUACUUUGCCGUGGUUUUAAGAGCAGAACAAAGUAAAAUAAACUACCAUGUUGGGCGAUAUUGAAAAGACAUGUUAAUUUAGAAUAGCCCUGGUGGCAGUGUCUUUCUAGUCUAUGGUGCUUAGCAUUGUUAUUAAUGCUCCUCAUUGGUUCUGGGGCACCGCUCGACAACUGUGUUAGUCCCCCCGCAGUGCUCCUUGGUCAUUUAUUAUUUCAGCGCAGAAACAGCUGUUACAUGUUGCAUUGCCAGACAAAUCAGUCAACUGUAACUUGUCGGAGUGAGAGAAUACAAAGGUCUAGACCCAGGCAAGUUCGCUGCUAUAUUAAUGCUCUGAAUGUCGCAUACAGAACCAUUUGGAUUAAAUGACAUCCUGCAUCUCAGAACAAACCACUACUGUUUUAGGAUGUUUUCACACUUGGUCCUUUUCAGCCCUCUAAACAGACUCAGAGUGGUGACUCAGCAUUUUUUGCACAUAUGUGAACACUCCAAGAGAACUCAGAUCAACUCAGGAGACGGUCUGAGUUUGGUUCUCUUCAAGUCCCCGGUGCAGUUCACUUAACCUGGGCCUUGUGAACACAGAGCGCUCCAGGGUCGCUUUGCUCUUUGCCAUUAUAUUUAGCCGUCUAGAUCACAUGAUAUUGCACUGGGACGCUUGAAAUGUACAUGUACCAUGUACACCUGUAACACUUGCAAGGACGCAGGAUGAGGAGUAGUUUGGUCCACGGAAGAUACUGCACGUCUCCAGAUGUGGAAUGUAGAAUGCAUCAAGUGGCAACAGUCUACAGCACAGAAACCCUAACUGGGGAUUCCCACCAAAAGCUUCAUGGUCGCUCUGACAUCGCUCACACUGCCAGCUCCAGCAGGCGCUCGCAGCAGCCAAAGGGGCGGGGCCGGGCGCUGCAGAUGUGUCCAUCUAGGCUGACCGGCUGUGCACUUUACAAGGAUGAACAAAUAUACUAUCAUUUAUGUCUUCACUAUGUAUUAUUCAUGACUUUCAUUACAAAAUUAAAAUAACGCUA